This is a messenger RNA of Schizosaccharomyces octosporus yFS286, 411 nucleotides long. RefSeq names its product mediator complex subunit Med10. Gene Ontology annotation, molecular function: transcription coregulator activity. The record is from RefSeq and is a predicted model, not a curated record. The transcript has a single exon. Bases 1 to 411 code for a protein of 136 amino acids. Gene Ontology annotation, biological process: regulation of transcription by RNA polymerase II. Gene Ontology annotation, cellular component: mediator complex. Lineage: Eukaryota; Fungi; Ascomycota; Schizosaccharomycetes; Schizosaccharomycetales; Schizosaccharomycetaceae.
AUGGCAUCAGACGAAUUAGCUAACAAAUUGGAAGAUACAACUCAAUCAUUAUAUGAUUUGGCUUUGGUGAUUUACAAUUUGGAAGAUACAACUCCUCCAGAUACUAUUCCCGAAAAUAUUAGCACUUUGGUGAAUCAUCUUAGGACACUUCCUAAGAUUGCUAGUAAGACAAACGAACCGAUUUCUCAGGAUGUGCUUGAUUAUGUUGAACAAGGUCGGAAUCCCGACGUAUAUGCGCGACAAUUCAGUGAGUUAGUGCAAAAGGAUAAUCAGUAUGUGCACGGAAAAUUUAAAGUAAUGGAAGAGUUUCAACAGACUCUAGCUGAAGAAAUAACUUCAGCUUAUCCCAAAUUACGAAACCAAGUGGAUGAAAUUCUCGGACAGGGUUCUAAACAAGACGAUGCUUCCUGA